AUGAAAAAUAGGAUAAUAAUCACAUCUAAGAUAGAUGAUUUGAUUUAAAAUCUAAAAAAAACAGAAGAUACUCGAGGUCCAAUAUUUAGAAAAUUAUCUUUGAAUUAAGAGUCUUAAGUAGAAUCUUAAAUAAUUAGUCAUCUAAAAAUAAAAUUUGAUGAUGAUGCAUUAUAAUUAAAGUUUGUAUAAGAUAAAACGAAAUCAUUGGCAAAUAAAAUAAAACAGUUAUAAAAAUAAGCUAAAUUAAAGAAAUUAUAAAUGCCAUAAGAAUAUAUGAAUUUUAUGAAUGCAAUUUAAGAAAAUCUGAUUCAUUAACAGGAAACAAAGAUAAAUAAGAUAUUAAAGAGAUAAUAAUAAUAUGAGGAAUAAAAUAAGAGUUUUUAUUAGUUUCGAAUAAGAGAAUUAGAAAAAUAAUAGUAACAGAUAGAAUAGAAACAUACAGAGUUACCUAAAGAAUUUAAAUCAUUUUUUUAACCAAUAGAGGAAGCAUCAAUUAGUUUUAAUAAUAUGGAUUAGAGAAUAAAGUAAUAAUUAUGGAAUAGAGGUUAGAAAAAGUUUUUUAGUUUUUGGAAUAAUUAAAAUAGUCCAAAUUAAAAGAUUGAAAGGGUAGAGAUGUAAGAAAGUAAAUCAUAGUGUUUUUUUUAAAGAUAAAAGAAAAGAGUGUCAAUUUAUAAUGCUCCAACAAUAAAAAUAACAUAUGCAGGAUGA
This is a messenger RNA of Paramecium sonneborni, 708 nucleotides long. Lineage: Eukaryota; Ciliophora; Oligohymenophorea; Peniculida; Parameciidae. The record is from the annotation of a GenBank genome assembly.